AUGGCAGCGUCUCUUGAAACCCUUUCGCCGUCGUUCGAAGAUCGCACCGAUUUCGAUCUCGCAAGCCGAGGAUUCCUCGGGGCGUUGAAACCAGGCAUCAUCAAGAACGCCAAGGGGGAGGUUGUCAUUGAUUUGGACAAGUACAACUGCUUUGAGAAAGACUGUCCGCCAACAGCAAACCCAAAGCUAUGGAGAUAUGGGCAGCUUCUAUAUCGGCAAGGCCUCUAUGAAGUCGCCAAGGAUCAAAUAUACCAGGUCCGCGGCUUCGAUGUAUCGAACAUCACUUUUGUUGAAGGCCGGGAGGGCGUCAUAGUGAUUGACCCCCUGGUCUCUAAUGAGACCGCCUCCGCAGCUCUCCACCAUUACUGGCAGCUCCGCGGCCACAAGAAGCCUGUCAAAGCUAUGAUUCUCUCGCACUCGCACAUAGAUCACUUUGGAGGUGGGCAGGGCAUCGUGGACGCCAGCGACGACAAGUCGUUCCCGAUCAUCGCCCCUGCAGCUUUCAUACGGGAGGCUAUUAGCGAGAACACCGUAACAGGACCUGCCAUGAGGGCUCGCAGCGCCUACAUGCGCGGUGCCUACCUGCCCAGAGGUCCUGAGGGACAGAUUGGAGAUGGCCUCGGACUGGGCAUGUCUGUUGGUACUCACUCGUGUCUGCCACCGACGAUUCUCAUUCACGAGACUGGGGAUGAAUUAGCAAUCGAUGGCGUGAAGAUGGUGUUCCAGUCUGUCGAUGGAACCGAGGCCCCAGCCGAGGUCAACAUUUUCUUCCCAGAGCUCGAAGCUGUUUUCAUCUCUGAAUGCCUCACGCACACUCAUCACAACAUUUUGCCCCUACGAGGAACCGUUGUUCGCGAUGCUAAGCUCUGGUCUCAAAAGCUCGACGAGACGAUGAUCCUGUACGGAACUAAAUCCAAAGUCCUGUUUGCGGGUCACCACUGGCCGACUUGGGGCUGCGAUGAGAUUUGCAAACUAAUGAUCGAGCAACGAGACUUUUACGCCUACUUACACGACCAGACAAUCCGCAUGGCUAACAAAGGCAUGACAGGCGCCGAGAUCGCCGAACAUAUCACCAUCCCCGCUCAAUUUCAAACUGCGUGGCACCUUCAGGGCUACUACGGGUCAGUCAGCCACAACGUCAAGGCAAUACAUCAAAAAUACCUCGGGUGGUUUGACGGCCGGCCGCAUACUCUAUGGCAAUAUCCCGCCGCUGAAGAAGGCGCGCGCUACGUCGAGGCUUUUGGUGGGAUCGACAAGCUCGUAGCGGCAGGUGUCCGCUUCACGGAGGAGAAACAGGACCUGCGCUUCGCGUGCACGUUGCUUGCACACGCAAACUAUGCCGACAAGUCGCACGAGGGCGCCAAGAAGGCCCUGGCGCGGUGCUAUGAGCGCCUGGGGUACGGAGCAGAGAACGCUACGUGGCGCAACUUCUACCUCACCGGAGCACACGAGCUCCUUGGCAAGGAGCGCUACUCGCGAGGCGCGCAGCCGCUGAGCCCGUUCAACCCGGGCGUGCCCACGGAUAAAAUGCUUGCCACGUUGGCGGUCAAGAUCGACGGUCCCAGGGCUGCAAAACAGAGCUUCUCAGCGCUCGAGCUACUCAUGGAGGACGGAGAUGAUGCAUGGAGGCUGACGGUCAGUAAUGGCGCGUUUAUCUACCGAAAAGAACUUCCCGAGCAGAAUGCCUCCCAGCAGGUCAACUCUACUUUGCGGGUAAAGAAGAGCGAGCUUAUAGAGCUUCUGCAGUCCAAGUCAGGGUCGCUUCCAGAUGGUCUCUCGGAUUCCGAGAGGACGACAUUUCACAACUUCCUAGAUGUAUUCGAAGUGUAG
This is a messenger RNA of Phaeoacremonium minimum UCRPA7, 1830 nucleotides long. Its product is annotated as putative alkyl aryl-sulfatase bds1 bacterially-derived sulfatase 1 protein. Gene Ontology annotation, molecular function: protein dimerization activity; linear primary-alkylsulfatase activity. The record is from RefSeq and is a predicted model, not a curated record. NCBI's taxonomy places the organism in Eukaryota, Fungi, Ascomycota, Sordariomycetes, Togniniales, Togniniaceae. The transcript has a single exon. The coding region runs from base 1 to 1830 and encodes 609 amino acids. Gene Ontology annotation, biological process: dodecyl sulfate metabolic process.